Camellia sinensis is the source of this 3494-nucleotide messenger RNA. Lineage: Eukaryota; Viridiplantae; Streptophyta; Magnoliopsida; Ericales; Theaceae. The record is from RefSeq and is a predicted model, not a curated record.
ACUUGGGAUUUUGAAGAAGCCAAGCUUUGGGGAGAAUGGAGAAGUACUUGAGACAAAACUUCGAUGUGGAACCGAAGAGACCCUCGGAAGAAGCUCUAAGGAGAUGGAGAUCUGCCGUUUUCUUGGUGAAGAACCCUCGCCGCCGCUUCCGCAUGGUGGCCGAUCUCGCCAAGCGUGCCGAGGGUGAACGCAAGCGCCUGAAAAUGCAGGAAAAGAUCCGAGUAGCUCUAUAUGUGCAGAAAGCAGCAUUUCGUUUCAUUGACGGUUUGUUUGUUACUAAAUUCACCCCGCUGUCUGAAAAUGUUAGGGAAGCUGGUUUUGGUGUUGAACCAGAUGAACUUGCAUCUGUCGUCCGUUCUCAUGACAGCAAGGGCAUGGAAACCCAUGGUGGAGUCGAAGGAUUCGCAAGAAAAAUUUCUGUCUCGCUGAAUGACGGUGUUGUUUCAACUGACAUACCUCUAAGGCAAAAAGUCUUUGGCUUGAAUAAAUUUGUUGAGAAACCUUCCAGACCUUUCUGGAUGUUUGUCUGGGAAGCCUUGCAAGACCUGACUCUGAUCAUCCUCAUUGUAUGUGCUGCAGUCUCUGUAGGUGUUGGAAUUGCCACAGAAGGAUGGCCAAAAGGUAUGUAUGAUGGGCUAGGAAUAAUACUCUGUAUUUUCUUGGUGGUUAUGGUUACUGCAAUCAGUGACUACAAGCAAUCCUUGCAAUUCAAGGAUUUGGAUAAGGAAAAGAAGAAUAUAAUUGUUCAUGUCACUAGAGAUGGAAGCAGACAGAAGGUUUCCAUCUAUGAUUUGGUUGUUGGGGAUAUAGUACAUUUGUCCAUUGGAGACCAAGUUCCUGCAGACGGGCUUUUCAUAUCAGGUUAUAGCUUGUCCAUUGAUGAAUCAAGCUUGUCGGGUGAGAGUGAGCCUGUUGAUGUCGAGAAAGAGAGGCCGUUUCUUUUAUCCGGGACCAAAGUUCAAGAUGGAUCUGGUAAAAUGCUGGUAACAUCGGUUGGUAUGAGGACUGAGUGGGGGAGAUUGAUGGUUACUCUAAGCGAAGGCGGAGAAGAUGAGACACCAUUGCAGGUGAAGCUAAAUGGAGUAGCAACCAUUAUUGGGAAAAUUGGUUUGGCUUUUGCUGUAGUGACAUUUUUGGUUUUGACCACACGGUUUCUAGUGGAGAAAGCACUAAAUAAUGAGAUUGCAAAAUGGUCUACAAGUGAUGCACUGAACCUUUUGGAUUUUUUUGCCAUUGCAGUAACCAUACUUGUGGUUGCAGUUCCAGAAGGGUUACCAUUGGCAGUAACACUAAGUCUUGCCUUUGCAAUGAAGAAACUAAUGAAUGAUAAGGCACUUGUGAGGCAUCUAUCUGCAUGUGAGACAAUGGGAUCUGCUAGUUGCAUUUGCACAGAUAAAACUGGAACAUUGACUACAAACCAUAUGGUACUAACUAAACUAUGGAUCUGUGGAGAUGCUAAAUCGGUAAAAGGCAGUGAAGCUAGAAAUUCAUUAUCUUCUUUAUCUGAAAGACUACUAGGCAUUCUAUUGCAAUCUAUAUUCCAGAAUACAAGUUCCGAGGUGGUGAAGGGUAAAGACGGAAAGACAAACAUCUUGGGCACUCCAACAGAGACAGCGUUGUUAGAGUUUGCCAUGCUUUUCAAAGAUCUUAAUGCCUCUUGGAAGGAGUCUAAGAUAGUAAAAGUUGAACCUUUUAAUUCAGUGAAGAAGAAGAUGUCUGUGCUUGUUGCUCUUCCAGGUGGUGGGCUUCGAGCAUUCUGCAAAGGCGCAUCAGAAAUCAUCUUGAAGAUGUGUAACAAUAUUGUAAAUGAAGAUGGGGAUUCUGUGGCUCUCUCAGAAGAACAGAGGGAAAACGUCACAAAUGUCAUAAAUAGUUUUUCAUGUGAAGCUCUAAGAACUCUAUGCAUGGCUUACAAGGAUAUAAAAGAUGGUUCGCAAGUAGAUAGUAUUCCUGAUGAAGACUAUACACUUAUAGUAGUUGUUGGGAUUAAGGAUCCAGUUCGCCCCGGUGUAAAGGAAGCCGUUCAGACUUGUUUGGCUGCGGGGAUUAAGGUGCGAAUGGUCACCGGUGACAAUAUUAAUACUGCCAAAGCCAUUGCUAAAGAAUGUGGUAUAUUGACAGAUGAUGGUAUUGCCAUAGAAGGGUCUGAUUUUCGUGACAAAACUACCCAGGAGAUGAAGGAAAUUAUACCAAGACUUCAGGUGAUGGCUAGAUCAUUACCCUUGGAUAAGCACAAGUUAGUAGCCCAUUUGAGGACUGAGUUCAAAGAAAUUGUGGCAGUGACUGGUGAUGGGACCAACGAUGCUCCUGCUUUGCAUGAAGCAGAUAUUGGCCUUGCUAUGGGUAUAGCAGGAACAGAGGUUGCAAAGGAAAAUGCUGAUGUUGUCAUAAUGGAUGAUAACUUUAAAACUAUUGUGAAUGUUGCCAAAUGGGGUCGUUCAGUUUAUAUUAACAUUCAGAAGUUUGUGCAAUUCCAGCUAACAGUUAACAUUGUUGCUCUCAUGAUCAAUUUUAUCUCUGCUUGCAUCUCCGGAUCUGCUCCUCUUACUGCUGUUCAGUUGCUUUGGGUGAAUAUGAUUAUGGACACUCUCGGAGCAUUAGCUCUGGCUACCGAGCCUCCAAAUGACGAUCUGAUGAAAAGGCCUCCUAUUGGGAGGAAUGUUACUUUUAUAACUAAGGUCAUGUGGAGGAACAUUAUAGGUCAGAGCAUUUAUCAACUGGCUGUCCUUACAGUUUUCAAAUUUGAUGGAAAGCGUUUGCUGAAGCUCAAUGGUUCAGAUGCUAACUCUAUUCUCGAUACAUUCAUAUUCAACACCUUCGUAUUUUGCCAGGUAUUCAAUGAAAUAAACAGUCGUGAUAUGGAGAAGAUUAAUGUUCUUUGCGGAAUGUUUAGCAGCUGGUUAUUCAUGAUCAUCAUUAUGUCAACAGUAGCUUUCCAAAUUGUUAUAGUUGAAUUCUUGGGCACUUUUGCAGAUACUGUGCCACUAAACCUGGAUUUGUGGUUAGCCAGCAUAUUAAUCGGAGCAGUAAGCUUACCCAUCGCUGUUAUCCUCAAGUGCAUACCUGUUGACAUGGCUAAGCCUACCACCAUUGCCAAACAUCAUGAUGGUUAUGAACCUCUUCCUAGUGGUCCAGACCUGGCAUGAUAAGAUUAAAUUAAAGCUUUCAUAGAACCUACUUGAAGCUCAACUGUGUUCCAAAUGGUGCUAGCUGAAUCGAAGCGACUUGAUCUUACUUAAAUAUGGUUCCUAUUACUUUUUUCAGUUCUUUGGAUUAUUGGAAGGUAUGGAUUGAUUUUUUUUCCCCCCCAAUAUUUCAUUUAAUUAUUUUUUAGAACUAGGCUGGAAAUUGUACGUUUUGAGUAGGAAAAUUUGGAGAAUUUGAUUCACGUUUAAUUCUUUUUGGGUAAUUUCAUGAUGGCUCUUAAUUUGGUGUCUCCUAAAUUUCUGCUUCAAGAAAUGGCAAGUGAUUCUCCUUUAUUUUCUCGUCUAUAA